AUGAUAAUUUUGAUGUCUAUCUUUAUGGUCAUUAUGGGUCUUGCGACGUUUCUUCAUGAUGUGGAAUCACUAUGUCAGGACUGGUAUCUCGAUGAAACGCUGAGCCACAUGUCAAAGGAAUGUAAAAAGGACCUUGAAAGUCAAUUUUUGAAAGAGUGCGCGAAGAUUGGUGGCGUGUUCAAAAAGUACGAGGUUUGCAGAAUUCAAUGUCUGGUAACAAAUGGAAAAUUUGUAAGCAACAAGUACGUAAUGUUGAAGAAUGACCUACCUUGCGGACCAUAUGGAGAGAAAUGCAGCUAUGGAGUAUGCUAUGGUCGAUGCGACGUGCAGUUCUUCGAUCAAGUAAAACCAAGAAGCGAUGAAGAUAUUAAUAAAAAUAAAACAGAUUUAUUUUGA
Molecule: messenger RNA, 396 nt
Organism: Ixodes scapularis (black-legged tick)
Lineage: Eukaryota; Metazoa; Arthropoda; Arachnida; Ixodida; Ixodidae
Exons: 4
Coding region: 1-396 (131 amino acids)
Source: RefSeq, a predicted model, not a curated record